Messenger RNA from Camellia sinensis, 1795 nucleotides. Its product is annotated as Nodulin MtN21 /EamA-like transporter family protein. Gene Ontology annotation, cellular component: membrane. The record is from RefSeq and is a predicted model, not a curated record. NCBI's taxonomy places the organism in Eukaryota, Viridiplantae, Streptophyta, Magnoliopsida, Ericales, Theaceae.
UUAAAUUAUUAAUUUCACAAAACAAAACAGAGAAAAGUCUUCAUUCUUGAUCAACUUGUGAUGAAUUAGGGUUUUCUCUGCAACUAUCUAUCGCAGAAUUGUCAAUUUCAACUCUUUGAUUCGAUUCAUCAGUUAAAAACUAAGCUCUGGCAAUUGAAACCAACUACAAUGUCCUCCUCAGAGUCGAUCAAUGGCGGCGGAGGAGGAGAGGAUCCAGAACUUGGCGAUGCUCAUGUGGUGGAACUGGUUGCAUCAUCAACACCCGAUUCUAGUUCUGAUUUGAUUUCGGAGGAGCAAAUUAUUCCUCUUUUGGCUCCAACUGAGAAGCCCAAGAUCAACAUCUUCUCUGUCUCCUACCCCAGACGAAAAACCAAUAGGGAGCAAGUGAUAAGAUCAUCUGAAAUAGAGACAUCACCUUUUACGCAGUUCUUUAUGUGGGCAUGGAGUGGAUCUAGGUACUCUGGUCUACUAUGCAUGGCCCUGUCAUCUACUAUCUACUGUAUCAUGGAAGUUCUUUCAGAUAUUUUUUCUGCUCAAUCAAUACCUCUUUUUGAGAUAACAUCUACUAGAUGUACAGUCAUCUCGAUUUUAUCAUUUAUGUGGCUGAGGAGGAGUGGACAACCGAUGUUUGGGACAACAAAUGUCAGGAAUCUUUUGGUUUUAAGAGCUCUCACAGGAUACCUCUCAUUGUUGAGUUUUGUUUAUUGCAUUCAAAGGUUACCACUCUCUCAGGCUAUCAUAUUGAGCUUUACAACUCCAAUUAUGGCAUCCCUUGCAGCAAGAGUUAUCUUGCGGGAAAAGUUGAGAAUCGCAGAAAUAGGAGGUCUUGCUUGCAGUUUCUUUGGUGUGCUAUUCAUUUUCCGGCCAAUGCUUACCACACAAGGAUGGCUAGCUAAAGCUGCAGAAACAAGUGAUUCAUAUGUUCAUGGAAGCUAUCAUAUUUAUGCUGUAUUGGUUGGUUUAUUUUCAUCAAUAACUGGUGGAAUCAGCUACUGCCUUACAAGGGCUGGAGCAAAGGCAUCUGAUCAACCAGUGGUCACAGUUUUUUCAUUUGGAGUGCUUGCUAGCCCUGCUUCAAUAAUAUGUACAUUUGCUUUUGAGGAUUUUGUGCUGCCUAGUCUUUAUUCUUUCUUUCUCAUGAUUGCUCUUGGCAUACUGGCCUUCUUUGCAGAGGUAUUUUUAGCACGUGGGCUUCAGCUUGAGAAAACCAGCAAAGUUUCAAAUAUUCAGUACAUCGAGGCUGCCUUAACACAACUAUGGGGCAUGGGUUCAUCAAGAAUAUUUCCAUCCUUCGGCAGACUUGUUGGGUGUUUACUUAUCUUAAUUUCAGCAUGUUGCACCAUGUACAUUGGUCCUGACAAAGAUUUUGAAUGAUUAUAUAUCUGGGCUUUGUGUUCUAACAAAUAGGCCUACCCAUUCUUUGUUAUAUUCAACUUGUUUUAUCUUCACAAUCUCCAAAAUUGUUUUAUCUUUGCAAUUUCCAAAAUUGUAUCGAUUCGUUUACGCUUCUUUCAUUUCGUUGCAAGAUGACAUCAAAUCCAACCCAGCUUCAGAGACACAAUUUUCAAACCGUUAUCUGUUGGCUUCCGUAAUUUUGCAGUUAUAAAUGCAGGAAAAUAUUGAUUUGUAUACUGUCUUCCUGCACAUGAAAAUCAACAUGUAUUUUUGAGGCAAGAAAGAAAACCAGCAUUGUUAUGUGACGAAUUUACAAACAAUUGAUCUCUAUUGAACUGUAGUUGAUGUAUAUUGAGCAUUCCCAUUCUGAAUGUAUAAAUUUGGUGUCAUUUCUUGUAUC